Messenger RNA from Suillus fuscotomentosus, 1467 nucleotides. Its product is annotated as pyridoxal phosphate-dependent transferase. The transcript has 6 exons. Gene Ontology annotation, molecular function: pyridoxal phosphate binding; transaminase activity. The record is from RefSeq and is a predicted model, not a curated record. The coding region runs from base 1 to 1467 and encodes 488 amino acids. Gene Ontology annotation, biological process: biosynthetic process. Lineage: Eukaryota; Fungi; Basidiomycota; Agaricomycetes; Boletales; Suillaceae.
AUGGUCUUCUUACCUUCAGCUACCUCUGCUACUUCAGCAGCCGAUGUCGGUCUCAAGCGUAGCCAUGUCGACUAUUCUCGCUAUCUAUCAGCGGAAGCCCGUUCCAGGCUCCCUAACCCGAUUAAGUCCAUCUGGAAAGCUGCUCAGGUCAAACCUGGCACCAUCAAUAUGGGAAACGGUGAUCCGCAUCAUACGUUGUAUCCCAUAAGCGAAGUGAAUUUUGUCGUUCCUUCCAUUGACGAGCAUGACCCCGUGCAAUCAUGGAGGUCUGGCACUGGCGAGCAAAAUAUCAUUUCUUCAUACAAGGACGAGCUUUGCGCUCUGAGCCUCCGUACUGCCUUUGCGUAUGGUGCUGGUGCUGGUCUCAAGGAUGUCCGCGAUGCCCUUGCAGACCUCAACGACAGGAUCCACUCUCCUCCCAACCACACCGUCUCGCUUAGCCUUGGCAAUGCAGACGCGCUGACAAAAUGCUUCCGUCUUCUCGGUGAUCCAGGCGACUCUUUCCUUUGCGAAGAAUUCACCUUUUCUGCUAUGACCAAUGCUGCUCUGCCCCUAGGCAUUGAAUGGGUCCCGAUCCGGAUGGAUAACAAUGGACUUGUUCCUUCAGAUUUAGAACGAAUUUUAUCCAGCUGGGAUGAAGCAAAACAAGGUAAACGACCCCAUGUGCUUUACACGAUCCCGUGCUCGCAGAACCCAACAGGAAGCACCCUUUCAUUGGAAAGAAGGCAGCAGAUUUAUCAAAUUGCACACGAUUGGGAUAUCAUCAUCCUUGAGGAUGAUCCGUACUUUUUCCUCCAGUAUGAUCUUGGCAUGAGCCAGAGUACGAUACAACAAUAUGGGCACACACGUGCCAUGGCGGAAGUUCUCCCUCGGUCAUUCCUGUCCAUGGAUUAUGAUGGACGCGUAAUGCGCCUGGAUAGUUUCAGUAAAAUCGUUGCCCCUGGAAUGCGACUCGGCUGGGUCACAAGCAACAGCUACUUCGCAGAUAAGCUUGACAUGUUGACGGACUCGUCCUCGCAACAUCCACAUGGCAUGGGCCAAGCUUUCGUUGCCGAGUUGCUUGGCAGUAAUGGUUGGGGCGUCGAUGGCUUUAUGAAGUGGAUCUUAUCGCUAUGCAACGAAUACCAACGUCGGAGGGAUCUCUUCAUGGAUGUCUUCCGGCAGAAGGUUGCCACUUCCGGCUUCGCCAGUGCGGAAGUACCACAAUCUGGGAUGUUUGUCUGGAUCAAAAGCGGUCCGACGACGAACACCGCGGACCUCAUGGACGAGCUGUUCCGGAAGCUGCUAAAUAACGGCUUGGUCAUGAUGCCAGCAUCAACAUUUGCCAUUGCUGAUCGCACGGGGACGAUGGGAAGCCACAUUAAUGACCGAGUGAACUUCUUCAGAGCAACGUUUGUUGGCACAGAUGAAACUAUUCGUAAUGGCCUUGCGACAUUUGGCCGCACACUGGAGGAAUUCUUCCUAUAG